Linepithema humile (Argentine ant) is the source of this 888-nucleotide messenger RNA. RefSeq names its product Signal peptidase complex subunit Spase25 (gene Spase25). Lineage: Eukaryota; Metazoa; Arthropoda; Insecta; Hymenoptera; Formicidae. Gene Ontology annotation, biological process: protein targeting to ER. Gene Ontology annotation, cellular component: membrane; signal peptidase complex. The record is from RefSeq and is a predicted model, not a curated record.
ACAUAGCUCCAUUUGACUGACGUUGACGUGUACUGUGAAAGGAUUCAAGAGCUACGUGUUUUGUUGUAAGGUUAGAGUCACAAUGGGUGCAGUGGAUAAUUCUGUCAUAAAAAUCAAUAAAUGGGACGGCUCAGCCGUGAAGAAUGCUUUGGACGAUGCAGUCAAGGAAGUACUUACGAAGAAAUACAAUUACAUAGAAAAUUUUGCUCUUUUGGAUGGAAGACUGGCGCUCUGUGGAAUUGCUGUUACAAUAGCCAUUGUAGCAUUAUUGUGUGAUUAUUUAUAUCCAUUCCCUGCUUCAAAACCUGUUCUAAUAGCUUGUGUUUCUAUGUAUUUCUUUUUAAUGGGACUCUUAACAAUAUAUACAACAUACAAAGAGAAAGGCAUAUUUGUGGUCGCCGUUCAAAGAGAUCCAGCAGGUUUCAACCCUGAUUUGGUUUGGGAGGCAAGUUCUUAUUUAAAAAAGUAUGAUGAUAAGUAUAAUCUGGUAUUGUCAGUUAGGAGUGCGUCAUCAGGCAACAUUAACGAGACGACUGUGACCAAAUCCGUUGCAAACUUCAUUGACGUUAAUGGUGUAGUGAUUCCAGAACUGAUAGAAACCGUUGUAACGACCAUGCACGACAGUCUGACAUCACAACGCAAGGAAAAGUAGCAGUGUUUUGAAUAACGUUUCUUUUCUAUAUAAAUCAAUUCGGUAUCUCACACUUUUUCGAUCAUCAUAUCCUAAAAUACAAUAUUUUUACGUUCCCAGUUUCGUGUAACGCUGUAAAUAAUACGCAAAACUGAGAGUUCAGGUAUUUCCAUGCAUCCGUGUGUAUCGUAAUUGUUAUAUUCAAUACUUUAAAUAAAAAUAAACAUUAUAAAUCUUCUUUUUCUAGACAAACAGAA